AUGGAUGAAACUGGGUUUGUUCUUGUGCCCAAGUUGAAAAAGGUCAUCGCGAAAAAAGGUGUACGCCAAGUCCAUAAAGUUGUGCAUGGAAAUUUACACGAACACAUUUCCAUUGCCCCCACAAUUUCGGCUGCUGGGUUGCACAUUCCACCUUUAAUUAUCUAUAAAGGUGUUCGUGUAAUCCCUGGUUUGUUAGAGGGUGCGCCCCCAGGGACUGUAAUGGAAUUUACAAGUACUGAAUACAUGCGCGAGGAGCUUUUCCAAAUGUAUCUUACCCAUUUUAACAAUUCAAUCUCACCUGCCCGUCCAGUCUUGCUGAUGCUUGAUGGCCACAAGAGCCACAUAAGCUAUACGAGUGUUGAUUUCUGCCGCCAAAAUGGAAUCCUUUUUUAUACGUUGCCGCCCCAUACAACGCAUGUUUUACAACCUUCUGAAAUCCCUUUCGCCAAAUUAAAAAAUAAGUAUGCUAAAGAGUGUGAUAAAUAUAAAUAUAAUAAUGGUAAGGUAGUAACAAAGCAUACUUUUGCACGAGUUCUUGGCCCAGCUUUCCUCGAAACCUAUACACCAUCAGCAAUUUGCAACGCCUACAAAAGUACAGAAAUAUGGCCAUUUAAUCCUGAAGCUAUUAGUCCAGAUCGCUUAAACCCUUCUUUAGCAACGGAACGAUUUAAUGUUGUUUCUUCAAAUAGUCAACCACUCGCACAACCGGCUGAGUCACCACCAUCCUCUUCAGAUAACCAACCUUCUACACAAUCGAAUGAGCCGCUUUCACAAUUAUCUACUCACACACAUCAGCUUCGCCUUACUCGUUCAAAUACCAUCCU
Cetraspora pellucida is the source of this 824-nucleotide messenger RNA. The record is from the annotation of a GenBank genome assembly. NCBI's taxonomy places the organism in Eukaryota, Fungi, Glomeromycota, Glomeromycetes, Diversisporales, Gigasporaceae.